AUGAGGUCCGCUGCAGUGCUCAUUGCUGUGGUCUCAUUUUCACUUGCCUGUGACAUCAUCGUUCACGUAAAGUCUGACACUGAGAGAAAAUUCGGAGCUCAGGUAACUGCCAGUAAUGGAAAAAAGAGCGAAAGAUGGACUUUUACAAAGAAACUUCAAAAGACCUUCCAACAGAAAGCCGAUGAGUGUGGGCUAAAAGACUGGGAGAUCGCCACUUUCGACGAAAAUGGGAAACUCGCCCACACCAUCAAGGUCAAGUUGGACGGAAUUGGUCGAGUGCUUUAUAAGGUCGGUGACGACUUGAAGCCAAUGCAAAAAAGUCGUCAAGGAGCAAUUUGCAAAGGAGAAUGUGCACCACUGUAA
Messenger RNA from Angiostrongylus costaricensis, 363 nucleotides. Lineage: Eukaryota; Metazoa; Nematoda; Chromadorea; Rhabditida; Metastrongylidae. The record is from the annotation of a GenBank genome assembly.